AUGGCCUCGAAGUGGUGGCAAGCACCCACUGAUGCCGACCUCGACUAUGGGUAUGAUUCUGACGAGCUUGACACCAGACCCGAUCCUGAUCGCAACACUCACCCCCACGAUACGAACGAGAAAAAAGACACAAAAGAACCAGAGAAGAGGGGGUUAAUCGGCACCAUGUCUUCCUGGCUCCAGCGCCAGGCUGGAUCGUCCCAUGGCCAGCUUGCGACCACGGCUGUUUUGUCCGGCGCAGCUGUUGCGGGUGCUAUCUUCGGCUACCAGUCGUACAGGCGGAAAGAAGCAGUGUCUGAUCUGAAAGCUUCGAUCCCAAACAUCGACGAAUCCCAUCCGGCUGGGAAGCUCACCGAGUACGGUGCCGCUGAAAGCCCAGUCCAGCUCAGCAAAGAGGAUGAGCGCAGUGCAGCUUUGGCUCGCAGAGCGCAGCGGGGUGACUAUGACGAUGACCUGAUUCUUGAACAACUUGCUCGGAACCGUGUUUUCCUCGGCGACGAAGGUCUCGCCAAGCUUCGAUCCUCAUUCAUUGUUGUCGUGGGUUGCGGUGGAGUCGGCUCGCACGCCGCGGCCUCCCUGGCCCGCUCUGGCGUCUCCAAGAUCCGACUCAUCGAUUUCGACCAAGUCACUCUUUCGUCGCUAAACCGUCAUGCUCUCGCAACGCUGGCCGAUGUCGGAACCUCGAAGGUCCAUUGCAUUCGGAGGCGACUGGAACAAAUUGCACCCUGGGUUACGUUUGAUUGCCGGAAUGAGCUUUAUGGAAAAAGCGCUUCCGAGGAUCUUCUCGGCCCAUGGUCACUGACACACGACGGGGAAGGCCGUCGACCUGAUUUUGUGCUGGAUUGCAUCGAUAACAUCGGUUCCAAGGUGGAACUGUUGGAAUACUGCCACGCCAACUCUUUGCCUGUCAUUGCAUCCAUGGGUGCCGGGUGCAAAUCGGACCCCACUCGCGUUGUGGUCGGUGAUAUUUCACUCACUACGGAUGACCCUCUCUCUCGAAGCACCCGCCGAAAGCUGAAGCUGAAAGGAAUCAGCUCCGGCAUUGCAGCGGUGUUUUCGACUGAGAAGCCCGGACCGGGCAAGGCAAGCCUACUUCCUCUGCCCGAGGAUGAAUUUAACAAGGGCCAGGUUGGCGAACUGAGUGUUCUUCCGGACUUCCGCUCUCGCAUUCUCCCCGUUCUGGGAACUAUGCCUGCAGUGUUUGGUUACACCGUCGCCAACCAUGUCAUUUGCACUAUUACCGGAUAUCCUCUUGACUAUAACAUGGGUGCGAAGGGCCGCGAGAAGCUCUACGAUAGCAUCUUGGGUAGCUUGUUGGCCUUGCAAGAGCGGAUGAUCAAGCAAACAACUGGCCAAGACACUGUUGGCCUUCGACCCCCUCUAAGCAAGGAUGAUGUUGCCUUCACUGUGGAAGAAGUCUUCCGCGGAAAGAGUGUGAUCAGUGGUCUUGCUAACAGGCUGGCUCUCGUGCCUUGGCAGGUCCCCGCGAAGGGAUGGGAACUGGACCUGACCUUUGCACAGGAGGGCCAAAAGAGCACGCCCAUGGAUAUCAACGAAAUGGUUUGCAUGACCAAGGAGGAGGCCAUCCGUCAUGAGAAUGAGGUGCUGAAGGGAGGCAAAAAGGUGGAAGAAGUCUACGAUGAAGCCGUCCUCCAGCGCGUUGACCUGCGGAAAAAGGAGGCUUUGGAGUACGACCAAUACCGUGGAUAG
Penicillium olsonii is the source of this 1710-nucleotide messenger RNA. The record is from the annotation of a GenBank genome assembly. NCBI's taxonomy places the organism in Eukaryota, Fungi, Ascomycota, Eurotiomycetes, Eurotiales, Aspergillaceae.